AAUAAAUCAAAUGGUUGUUUGAGACGACGCAUAACAGCUCAUUCUCCCCCAAAUUCUUCUAUGGUUUGCUUCCAUUCUAUAUUUUUUCCUGUGUUCUCUUCAUCUUCUCUACAUCUGGAACUGGCUUUCUCCCCAAAAUCCUCAUCUGAUCAAUACAAAAUCGUCAAAGAUCCUUCCUUUUUCGAAAACCCACCGAGUUUCAGAAGUUUCAGAAUCACCAGAUCCAUCAAACCCCACCAUCAAAGAUGCCAUCACCGUCUAAAACACUACCGGCUCUCCUCUUCCUGUUAACUCUCCAUCUCUCCCUCUCCCUCUCAUCGGACUCCCCCUCCGCUUAUGAAAUACUGGAGGGAUUCGGCUUCCCUAAAGGAAUUCUUCCAGAGGGAGUGACUAGCUACCACUUAGACGACGAUGGCGGCUUCCAAGUGCUUCUAUCUUGUGACUGUGAGCUCCGUGUGGAGGAAAGCGGGUAUCUGCUCAAGUACGGGAAAAAGAUAACGGGAAAGGUGAAGUCGGGUCAGCUAAAAGAGCUUAAUGGUGUUAGCGUUAAAGUUGUGAUGAUUUGGUUUGGGAUUAAUGAGGUGGUGAGGAAGGGAACUGAUCUCUUCUUCUACGUUGGGCCACUCUCAGCUUCCUUCCCUUCGUCCAACUUUGAAGAGUGCCCCAAAUGCGACUGUGGUUCCAGAUUUUCUAUUGCUAUGGUGUCAGAUUCUUAGGCUUCUUCAAGUGCUGGUGAUGUCUACUCAUGCUUUCAUACUUUAAAGUUUUGUUUAUGAAUAAGUUUGUUAUCUGUUGAAUGAUUUGAUGCAAGAAUGCAAGUUGAUGUUGCUUCAAUUAAAAGUUGCAUGUUUCUUCCA
Molecule: messenger RNA, 857 nt
Organism: Dendrobium catenatum
Lineage: Eukaryota; Viridiplantae; Streptophyta; Magnoliopsida; Asparagales; Orchidaceae
Exons: 1
Coding region: 246-716 (156 amino acids)
Source: RefSeq, a predicted model, not a curated record